AUGGUCGCGCUGAGCUGUACUGAAUUUCCGCAUUAUCAAAGUGACCGCUCAGCUGCCUUGAGCGGGCUUCUUCGGAACAAGCUUGGGAAGCUUUUCAAUUUUCUAGCCAGACGCGACAAACUCAAAGUCGAAAUGUCCAGCCUGCAGAAGGCAAGAAUACAAUCUCGCUGUCCACGCAAUUCAGAUGGCUGCGCAUUUGAAAUGGUUCAGGCUGGUCGGUCACCAAUGAAAUCGAGCAAAAUGGUCACCCAAAUUCCCUCUCUUCCAGCCUGUGCCUAUGCGAAAGAGUUGAGAAGGAACGGAAGCGGAUUGCGUUGGUCUGCUACGGAAAUCACCUGUGGCUCGCGGCGGAGGCUGGCCGGGUCUGGUCUGCUCUUUGCGAAGGUUUGGGAUUGCGUCGUUGAUUCCGCACGGAUUGUUCAGAUCAUCGUCGACGACGACGGCCUACCUGUCAUCAUGGCUGCUCGUCUCUUCGCACAGUCCUCCUUGAGGCUCGCCCGAGCCAACAAGGUACCGGCCACCGCUGCCACCUUCACCUUGCGCAACCUGGCCACCGCCGUCUCGCGCCAGCCCAUCACCCAGACCACCACCCUUUCCAACGGUCUCACCGUCGCAACCGAGUCCAACCCUUCCGCUCAGACCGCUACCGUCGGUGUCUGGAUCGAUGCCGGCUCCCGCGCCGAGACAGACCGCACCAACGGAACCGCCCACUUCCUCGAGCACAUGGCCUUCAAGGGUACGUACAUCGCAUCGACACAGCAGCAUAUUGCAUCAGCCGUCAGCCUUUCAUUGGAUGGUCACAGUUGA
This is a messenger RNA of Pseudozyma hubeiensis SY62, 807 nucleotides long. RefSeq lists its product as hypothetical. Gene Ontology annotation, molecular function: metal ion binding; metalloendopeptidase activity. The transcript is spliced from 2 exons. The coding region runs from base 1 to 807 and encodes 268 amino acids. The record is from RefSeq and is a predicted model, not a curated record. NCBI's taxonomy places the organism in Eukaryota, Fungi, Basidiomycota, Ustilaginomycetes, Ustilaginales, Ustilaginaceae. Gene Ontology annotation, cellular component: mitochondrion.